Messenger RNA from Galleria mellonella (greater wax moth), 1891 nucleotides. Its product is annotated as limbic system-associated membrane protein-like. The transcript has 10 exons. The record is from RefSeq and is a predicted model, not a curated record. Bases 462 to 1619 code for a protein of 385 amino acids. Gene Ontology annotation, cellular component: neuron projection. Lineage: Eukaryota; Metazoa; Arthropoda; Insecta; Lepidoptera; Pyralidae.
UACUACAGGACUUCAGGAUUCAGUCAGUGUGCUACGAAACGCGGCGCGGAGCGGUCGAGUGCCACAAGCGUAUUCGUUAUAAUCUAUCGCGAAAUAUCGGGACUAUAAAUAUUGAGAUUACUUGCGAUUUUAAAUAAACACAAGUCGCUGUAUACAGAUUGUUCAGUGCUUGUAACAUAUUCAAAUAUCAAGAGAAACCUUUCAUGAAGUUUUCUUUGUUUUGAACUGUGAUAGUCAACAUAAAAUAUUGUAAACAUAUUAUAAAUAAAUCAUGCAUUAAAUAAUUUAUAUGACACAUCACACGUAGUAAUAUAAAACAAAAUGGGGGAAUAAAAUAAAAAAGAGAGAGAGAAAAAAAAACAAAUAAACUGGCAGUGAACGUAAUGAAUGUACGAAACGACUCUGUUCGAAUGAAAUGUACUGUUUUGGGUGAUAUAAGGUGAAUUGUUCAUGAGGGCGGUAUGAGGAACGAAAGGACAUGCAUCUGGUCGUUGCUUCAGGCUCUCGUGCUUUUACCCACUUUGGCAGUCAAAGACUCUCAAAUGACAACGAAGAAGUUUUCGGAAGAGCCCGAAUUUGAACGCCCAAUCGGAAAUCACACUUUCUUCUUAGGCAGAGAAGCAGUGCUUGGUUGUGCUGUUUCCAAUCUUGGAAAGCAUAAAGUGGGAUGGCUAAGAGCAGAAGAUCAAACUGUCCUGACGAUGCACGAGAGAACAGUGUUAGGUGCAAGGUACUCAGUGAACUUGGACGCGCCGAUGACUUGGCAGUUAAGGAUUAGACCGCUCAGGGCAGAAGACAGAGGCUGUUACAUGUGCCAGAUUAAUACCCAACCCAGUAUGAAGUGGCAGAUUGGGUGUAUAGAUGUUUAUGUUCCCCCAGAUAUCGUGAGCGAUGACACAUCUUCAGAUGUAUCGGUCCAAGAGUUGGAGAAUGCAACACUGACUUGCAAAGCUACAGGACAUCCUCCACCAAAGAUUACUUGGAGGAGAGAAGAUCACGAACCAAUACUGCUAAAGAAACCCCUUUCAAGAGACUUCGACAAAGUGGAGAGUUACGUGGGCAGCUCGCUCCCGCUGUGGCGCGUGGACCGACGGCAGAUGGGCGCCUUCCUCUGCAUCGCGUCCAACGAUGUGCCGCCAGCAGUCAGCAAGCGGAUCAUUCUUCUAGUAAACUUCGCUCCUACAGUGAAAGUGCCAAAUCAGUUGCUAGGAGCUCCUCUCGGUACGGACGUGAAGUUAAAAUGCUACGUGGAGGCUUACCCUAACACCAUUAACUACUGGAUCAAGAAUCGAGGGGAAAUGUUACUAGAUGGGCCUAAAUACAUAAUAAGAGAAGAGAAAUCAUCAUACAAAGUAUCCAUGUGGCUCACCAUUAGACAGUUCUCCAAAAACGACAUUGGUACAUAUAAUUGUGUCAGUACCAACUCUCUGGGGAAGAGUGAGGGUACGCUUAGACUGUAUGAAAUAAAACUCAAUUCUCACACAGAGGACUUCAGCAAUCAAAUCAGUGUCGCUGGAGGUCUCACAGAAGCGGCAAAGGGGAAUACUUGUAAGAAAAUACAUUUAGAAUGGACGUUGUUGAUUAUAUUCUGUUAUAUAAAUCUAUAUAUGUUAACAUAGUUAUUGUAAAUAAACUGUUAAAUUAACAUUUUAUGCUUUAAAGGUGAAACGUAAUUCAAUUACAUGUUUCAAUUUUUGUAAAUAUUAAUUUGUAAGGACUAAUAUUUAUUGUAAAAAAAAAACACAUUACACAACGACGACUAUACUCAGUAAUUAGAUCGUGUAUCCAAAGAUUCGCUUAGUACCGCCAAAAUUGAACUGUUUACAUCUAAUUGUGUAAACUCAUCGCUCGAUUAUAAGACUGUUUACAAAACAAAAAAAAAUAAAGAAUA